GUUAUGAUAGAUGGUAAUAAUGUGAAAGAACUCAAUAUUUCAUGGCUGAGAAAACACAUUGGUGUAGUUGGACAAGAGCCAGUUCUUUUCAAUACCACCAUUGCUGAGAACAUUGGCUAUGGAGCUGAUGGAGCAACAGAAAGUGAUAUCCAAGAGGCUGCUAAGGAAGCAAAUGCCCAUGAUUUUAUAUCAAAACUACCACAGGGCUACAACACUCUUGUUGGAGAAAGAGGUGCACAGUUGUCUGGUGGACAGAAACAGAGAAUUGCCAUUGCUCGUGCUUUGGUACGAAAACCAGUUAUUUUGCUUCUUGAUGAAGCUACAUCAGCCCUUGAUGCAACAAGUGAGUCAAAAGUCCAACAGGCUUUGGACAAGGUAAGCAAAGGUCGGACAACUGUCAUUGUUGCUCACCGCCUGUCAACAAUUAGGACAGCAGACAAGAUUGUCGUCAUUUCGAAUGGAAAGGUUGUAGAGCAAGGAACACACAUGGACCUGUUAGGUCUGAGAGGACACUACCAUGCACUGGUCAAUGCACAGCAACUAAAUGCAAUUGAUGAAAUAGAGAACAAGAAUGAAGAUAAGUCUGAAGGCAAGGUGCAAAGACUUGGCCGGAUGACAAGAACAUCUACUGGAUCUGACUUCAGCAUUCAUGAAGAUGAGAGACCAACAGUGAUUGAAGAUAUUGAAGAACAUCAACCCCCACCAGUCUCCAUGAUGAGGAUUCUGAAGAAGAACAUGCCUGAGUGGCCAUUCAUCCUCAUAGGAAGCCUUGGAUCCAUUGUCAUGGGCUUUGCUAUGCCAAUUUUUGGAGUUCUUUUUGGAGAUAUUUUAGGGGUGAUGGCCAGACCGGAUGACCAAGAAGUGCGUGAUGGAACAGAUGAGUACAGCUUGUAUUUCGUUAUAGCUGGUGUUGCUGUUGGUAUUGCCACCUUUCUGCAAAUUUACACAUAUGGGGUAGCAGGUGAGAAACUGACGAUGCGACUUCGUGGGGAACUGUUUGAAUCAAUGGUCCAGCAGGAAGUUGCAUGGUUUGAUAAGAAGUCCAACAACUCAGGUUCGCUCUGUGCUCGUCUCUCAGGGGAUGCUGCAAGUGUGCAGGGUGCCACAGGUCAGCGUGUGGGAAUAGUGCUGCAGUCUAUAGCCACAAUUGGGUUGGGGGUAGCACUUGCCCUUUACUAUGAAUGGCGUCUUGGCCUAGUUACAUUGUGUUUCACUCCUGUCAUUCUGGUGGCACAGUACUUGUUCUUGAAAAGUUCCAGAGGUGAAACUUUCAGCAAUCAACAGGCAUUGGAGAAGUCCAGCAAGAUCGCAGUAGAAGCAGUUGGUAACAUCCGUACUGUGGCAAGUCUGGGACGAGAACAGACAUUUCACGAGCUAUACAUGUUGGAAUUACUUCCAGCUCAUAAAGUAGCAUUACGCAACACUCAUAUACGAGGACUAGUGUUUGGAUUGGCCCGAAGUAUAAUGUUCUUUGCAUAUUCUACAACCAUGUACUAUGGUGGACAACUUAUGGUUGAAGAUGGAAUUCCCUUUGAAACUAUUUUGAAGGUAGGACAGACACUGAUGAUGGGUACAAUGUCAAUAGCCAAUGCCAUAGGCUUUGCUCCCAACUUCCAAAAAGGAAUUGCUGCAGCUUCACACAUCUUUCAUCUUCUGGAUAGGAAACCACAAAUCUAUGAUCCUCCACAAGUCAGUGAAAGAAACUGGACUCCAGAAGGUAAUGUGAAAUACCAGCAGGUAGAAUUCUUCUAUCCAUCAAGACCCAGCAUCAGUGUUCUUCAGGGUUUAAAUGUUGAUGUGCUGGAUGGUCAAACUGUGGCCCUAGUUGGACAAAGUGGUUGUGGAAAGUCAACUUGCAUACAGCUCCUCGAAAGAUUCUAUGAUCCUGUCUCAGGCUCUGUGUGUAUUGAUGAGCAUGACGUGUCGUCAGUUACCAUGCAUUCGCUAAGGUUGCAGCUUGGUAUUGUAUCACAAGAACCAGUGUUGUUUGACAGAACCAUAGCUGAGAAUAUAGCAUAUGGAGACAUUGGCCGAACAGUUCCCAUGUCAGAAAUUAUUGAGGCUGCCAAGAAAGCCAAUAUACACAACUUCAUAACUACUUUACCACUUGGAUAUGAUACUCGUCUGGGUGAGAAAGGAACACAGUUGUCUGGAGGACAGAAGCAGAGAGUUGCCAUUGCAAGAGCACUGAUCAGAAAUCCCAGAGUACUGUUGCUUGAUGAAGCAACUUCAGCACUUGAUACUGAGAGUGAAAAGGUCGUUCAAGAAGCACUGGACAAAGCAAAGGUGGGCCGCACUUGUAUCAUAAUUGCACAUCGCCUUUCAACCAUACAAGAUGCUGAUGUGAUAUUUGUAAUGAAUCAUGGGCAGGUUGCUGAAAUGGGUACCCACAGUGAACUGUUGUCCAAACAUGGAUUGUACUAUAAACUUUGUAGUAUGCAGAGUGGACCAAGGUGAAAGAGGUAUGAAUAAAAUAGUGCUGGAUGUUAUUGUCAUCGACAAAAAUCAGACCUUCUGACUACUUCAUAACUGGUAAUUUAUUUCCUCAUUCAUACUAGUAGUUUUAACCUGUCAUGUCAAUGCCUUAUGUUGUUGCAGAUUUAUAUUAAUAAUUACAGUGUGCUGUAUUUUAUAAUAAUAUGUAUGAAAAAUAGUUUCUCUCUAGAGAAAAAGCAUAUGCAAGAUUUUGCACAAAAUUAUUUCAUUUUUAACUUUGCACAGGUACUAUAAUAUGAGGGUUAUCCAGAAAGUAAGUUCCAAUGGGCUAUUGAAAAAAAAAUACAGUAGAACUUGGUUAUAACGUCGUCAAAGGGACCUAAAAAUAGUGUCGUUAUAAA
Messenger RNA from Cryptotermes secundus, 2837 nucleotides. RefSeq names its product ATP-dependent translocase ABCB1. The record is from RefSeq and is a predicted model, not a curated record. Gene Ontology annotation, cellular component: membrane. Gene Ontology annotation, molecular function: ATP binding; ABC-type transporter activity; ATP hydrolysis activity. NCBI's taxonomy places the organism in Eukaryota, Metazoa, Arthropoda, Insecta, Blattodea, Kalotermitidae. Gene Ontology annotation, biological process: transmembrane transport.